Messenger RNA from Miscanthus lutarioriparius, 1050 nucleotides. The record is from the annotation of a GenBank genome assembly. Lineage: Eukaryota; Viridiplantae; Streptophyta; Magnoliopsida; Poales; Poaceae.
AUGCCGGUGGUCGGCGAGGUCGCCUGCGCGCACGGCCUCCCGCUAGCCAUCUACUGGAUCCAGCCGGCGACCGUUCUCGCCACCUACUACCACUACUUCCACGGCCACGACGAGCUCCAUCAACUCGUCGCCGCCGCCGGCGCUGGCGGCGGGGCCAAUCUGAGGUCGUCGUCCUCAGACGAGGUGAUAAUUCUUCCAGGCCUGCACCGCCCUCUUAGAGCCCGCGACAUGCCGAGCUUCUUUUUCAGCGAGGAGAAGGCGCAGGACGACGACGGGCUGUCCAAGCUGGUGCUCCAAUCGAUGCGCGAGCUGUUCCAGCAGAUGGACGACGAGAAGCCGGUGGUUCUGGUGAACACGUUCGGCGCGCUGGAAGACGCCGCGCUGAAAUCACUGAAAUCACUCCAGCCAUACAUGGACGACGACGUCCAAGUCUUCGCCGUCGGGCCGGCAGUUCCGUUGAAGAACGACGACGGGAGCGGCGAAUUCGCGCAGAUCCAUCUGUUCCAGCACGACGAGACGGCGGCGUACAUGGAGUGGCUGGACUUGCAGCCGGAGAGGUCCGUCGUCUACCUCUCGUUCGGGAACCUGCUGGGGUACACGAGACGGCAAGCCGAGGAGGUCCUCCACGGGCUGCGAUCCACCGGCCGGCCCUACCUGUGGGUGGUGCGCAGGGACGGCCGCGCCGAGGCGGAGGUGGACGACGACGACCUCUGCCUGACGGACGCGGCGGCGAAGGGGGUGGUGGUGGAGUGGUGCGACCAGCAGCGGGUGCUGGCGCACCCGUCGGUGGGGUGCUUCGUGACGCACUGCUGGUGGAACUCGACGCUGGAGGCCGUGGUGUGCGGCGUGCCCAUGGUCGCCGUGCCGAGCUGGUCGGACCAGCCCGUGAACGCGUGGCUGGUGGAGGAGUGGGAGGUGGGCGUCAGGGCGGAGAUUGGCGCGAGAGGAGCUCGCGAGGUGAGGGAGAACGCGAGUGGGCUCAAGGAGAAGGCAAGGCAGGCCGUGGCUGCGGAUGGGCCGUUGGAAACGAGGUCUUCGGAGAUUUGUUGA